UUGAAAGAAAAAUGUCAAAAGAGUGUUUAAAAGGAGUGUAUGUCCGUACGAAGCCUUUUGCGCUCAUGAUUUUGUUGCAAACUUCGUAUGCUGUUAAUGGUUUAAUCGGCAAGUCAGCACUAAACAAAGGCUUGAAUCAUUACACGUUUUCUGUUUAUCGGAACCUCUUUGCAGCUCUCUUCUUUGGCCCUUUUGCUUUCUUCCUUGAAAGGAAAGUUAGGCCGAAAAUGACAGUUUCCAUUUUCCUCAAGAUCAUGUUACUGGGAUUAUUAGAGCCAGUAAUAGAUCAGAACUUGUUCUAUGGUGGAAUGAAAUUUACAACGGCAACUUUUGCAACCGCUAUGUGCAAUAUUGUUCCUGCUGUCACCUUUGUUAUGGCUUGGAUCUUUAGACUUGAGAAGGUGAAGAUAAAGAGUUUACAUAGCCAGGGGAAAAUCAUAGGGACAUUAGUGACGGUUGGAGGUGCUAUGAUAAUGACACUAGUAACAGGUCCUGCAAUUCAAUUUCCAUGGACUAAUCAUCACAAUCUUCACCAUCAAUCGUCUGUUAACACUGUGAGUAAUCAAGAUCAGAUUAAGGGAUCUCUCAUGAUCACUGCUGGUUGCUUUUCUUGGGCGAGUUUUGUCAUUGUCCAAGCAGUGGCAUUGAAGUCAUACCCGGCUGAGCUCUCCCUCACAGCGCUAGUGUGCUUGAUGGGCUCUUUGGAAGGUUCUGUACUUACCCUCGUUGCAGAAAAGGCCAAUGCCUCGAUCUGGUCACUUAAUUGGGACGUCAAACUAUUUGCAGCACUUUACAGCGGAAUAGUUUGUUCUGGAUGUGCGUAUUACGUUUCAGGACUAGUAAUGCAAGAGAGAGGACCAGUUUUUGUGACGGCUUUCAACCCUCUCGGAAUGGUUAUUAUUGCCAUCAUGGGGUCAUGCAUCUUAUUCGAGAAAUUGAAUUUGGGAAGUGUUGUUGGAGCCGUGGUUAUUGUUGUUGGACUAUAUUUGGUCAUAUGGGGAAAAAGCAAGGACCAAAAAGACCAACAAGGCCGCAAAUUGUCUGUGGAUCAACAGAAUGAUGACAUAAAGACAAUAGUGUUAAAGCAAGAUGAUGUUAAUUCUUGUGGGAAAACAUCGAAUGAUCUUGAAUCCGUUUAAGGAUUUGAGUAGUGUACGUUAUAUCGCGUGUUUUAGGUUGGGCAUUUUGUUUAUAUGGUGUAAUUAAAGUGAAAAUGCAAACAAGAUCACAUGGAUGAUUGACCGUAAUUUACAAAAAUAAAUGAGAGUCGCACGUGAUUAUAACAAAA
Erigeron canadensis is the source of this 1288-nucleotide messenger RNA. Its product is annotated as WAT1-related protein At2g39510-like. NCBI's taxonomy places the organism in Eukaryota, Viridiplantae, Streptophyta, Magnoliopsida, Asterales, Asteraceae. The coding region runs from base 12 to 1139 and encodes 375 amino acids. The record is from RefSeq and is a predicted model, not a curated record. Gene Ontology annotation, molecular function: transmembrane transporter activity. The transcript is spliced from 7 exons. Gene Ontology annotation, cellular component: plasma membrane.